Messenger RNA from Carcharodon carcharias (great white shark), 2187 nucleotides. RefSeq names its product NACHT, LRR and PYD domains-containing protein 1a. Gene Ontology annotation, molecular function: protein binding. The transcript has 18 exons. Gene Ontology annotation, biological process: regulation of DNA-templated transcription elongation; signal transduction; mRNA export from nucleus. Lineage: Eukaryota; Metazoa; Chordata; Chondrichthyes; Lamniformes; Lamnidae. The record is from RefSeq and is a predicted model, not a curated record. The coding region runs from base 104 to 1696 and encodes 530 amino acids. Gene Ontology annotation, cellular component: THO complex part of transcription export complex.
CGUUCCAAUUAUACUCACUGGAAGAGCAGCUCGACUUCCUUCCCGCCAAACGCUUUUAAACAUAAAAGUACCGAGCACUAUCUCAAACAUUAAAUGGAUAGAAAUGGUUGCAGACUGCUCAGUUGAAAAAAUGCAAGCCAGUGAAGAGAGAACUCCACCAAAGGACUUGAAAGAAGAAUAUCCAGAUAAUUUUGAAAAUUCUGAGUCAGGUUCUGAUUAUGAAGGUUCUUCAGCAUCAGAAAAGAGUGAGUCUGGUUCCGACUCAUCGGAGACAGAAUUAGACGCUGGUGAAAAAACUGCUGGAGGUGACCAGCCAAAUGAUAAUUCAGAGCAAGCUGCAGAUGGCCCCCACUUGCAAAGUCCAGCACCAGGAGACUGCAGCACUGAAGAACCAACAGCAAAAAAUCCACCAGACUCAGGCUUAUAUGUCGAGCCAUCAUGUCCUAACUGUAACUGUCAAAUGAAUCAAAAUUUUGAACAAGUAACACCUAGACAGAUUUCAAAGGAACGUUUUUGUUUGAAGUUGGAUCAUGAAGGAACCUAUCAGUGUGUUGCGACUGGUCUAGUAUUUGAAGUGACAGACAAAGCUGACAUAAUUUACUCAAUUCUGUCUUGGUAUAAAUAUGACACAUUUCUGGGGAAAGAUUGGAAACUUUGUGGCCCACUGUUUGAUGUGAAGAGUGAUCCAGCCUUACUAAAGAGCAUUUACUUCCCUCAUUCCCUCUGCUUGGCAGAUCAUUUGUCUGAUUUACAAUUUGGAAUUUUACACAUAAAGAACAAGAAACCCGAAAUAGAGCCAACUACUGAUCAUUCAACAACACAUGUUCAGUGGAAAGUCAGCUCCUUGUCACCAGUUGGGCCAAUUUUUCAGACCUCUUCUGAGGGCAUUCAACAUCACGGGGUUGUGCUGAUUUACAAAGUCAUUAACAACCUCCAGUCCUUAUUAUUUCAUGUAUAUAUGGCAGCAAACAAUGACUCUGUUAUUAAGGAUAUCACAAAGGCUGAAAAACAUUCGAAACAGAAAUCUGUAAAAAUUGAUAAACCUACUCCAUGUCACAAAAAGCUGAUUAUUGGCAAAAUAUAUCGACUCCUGAGUGACCCUCAAGCUGAGAUAAUUCCUGGGGACAUUGAAUUCAUAGACAUGACACCUCUUAAAUGUAAAAGUUACUUUGAAGUAUUUUUGGAACAAGCAGAAGACCUUCAACUAACGCUGAAGGACAUAGAUUCAGGUGAAACAAUGUGGACCUCAAAACUGCGGGAGUGUGACUGGGCAAACCAUGAACAGAAUGACCAAGGAAAAUCAAGAGACAUUAACAAAAACAGGAGAAGGAAAUCAAGCAGUGACUGCUUUCUGGAAGAGAACAGUUCCAAAAGGCUACGAUGGAAUGAUACAACAGAUGGACAAACAUGCAAUAAGAAUAACAUUAUUACUGAGAAGCAGUUAAUGCAGUUUGCUGCAAAACUGGGGAGUAAUUGGCAAGUCUUUGCCAUUAGUUGUCUUGAUCUGCAGUCCCAAGAUAUUGAGAAAAUUAAGGACAAAAAUGCAGAGCCUACAAUACAAAUAUUUCAGAUGUUACAAACAUGGAAAAAUAAGGAACUGAACAAUGCAACGCCUUCCAAUCUUUGGAAAAAACUCAUAGACGCUAAUAUUGAACCUGAAGCCAGGAUUCUCCUAGAAGGUUUCUGUAAUCAAUAAGGAUGCAUGAGGAACAUGAUGAGUAGACUAUGUGAGGAGAAGUCUUUAAAAUCCAUUAUGGAACCAUUGCCACAAUCAUUUGCAGUUUGCCUAAUUGCAGAUUACAUUUUUCUACAUUGUCUAUUUUAUAAAAAAGCAGGAACUUAAAAUGAAACAUUAAUUUUUGUACAUUACUAUUUGAAUAAGAAACUAUAGACAAGUUGCUUUUACAAAAACAUUAAAUAAAUUGGUAAAUGUAUAUAUUUCUUUAAAAAUGUGGACUUUUGUUUAUCUCUUAUAAGCAGUGAGCUUCAUUUGUAUAUAAUGUAAAGCUUUCUAGACUCUUAAAGCAAUAAGCCGAUGUAAAAUGUGAUUACAAAGUGGCACAGAAAAUGUACAGAGAUCUGUUUUGAAUGCCUAGAAAGCUUACUUUUAAAUUGAUGUUUAGAAUUUUAGUCACAGUCAUGUCUUUUUCAUUGAGAAAUUAAAAUAAAAUCAAGUUUUAUAUGAAA